CCUAUUAUAUGGUCAGAAAGGCCCUUUGCAAAAUGAUUGUUACUGUUACGAGCAUAAUCUGUUAUUUGCUUCUGGAAUCAAUUUUGUGUGACACCAAAGUAUUGUUUCAUGUCUUGCCACUAUAAUAGUCUUGGCAUAGCACUGGAACUCAGGAGUCUUUGAGCCACAACUUCAUGAACAUAACUUCCUUUCAUUCAACCAUUGGCCAAGGCAAAGGUCUAGAUUUGGAGUGAAGGUGCCAGGCACUGUUUUGCCAAAAUGAUCUCUGGGGCUGGCUAUUUUGAAGAUUCCCACGAUCAAAGACUCAUGGCAGGAGCUUUGAUCCAUGACUCAAAUCAAGCUCCUGCAAGUGGUGAAAACACAAGCAUUGAUCUCCAAAAGUUCAAAGUGCACUCAUACUCCACCGAAGCACUCUCCAAUACAACUAAUCUGGCUGAGGCUGCAAGAGCAAUUAACCACCUUCAGCAUCAACUGGAAAUUGAUUUGGAGCAAGAGGUUUCCCCGGUAGAAACUGCAAACUGGGAUCCAUCUAUCUGCACUAUCCCAGAUAAUAUCAUCAACCAGUUUAGCGGAGGUCCACAAAACAUAUUGGUGGAGCAACAGAUCCAGCAGUAUGACUCUGCACUUUAUCCAAAUGGUGUUUACACACCUGCACCAGAUCUCCUUAAUCUUAUGCAGUGCACAAUGGCUCCAGCAUUCCCUGCAACGACACCCGUAUUCGGUGAUACAACACUGAAUGGUACUAACUAUUUGGAUCUUAACGGUGAACUUACAGGAAUGGCAGCAGUUCCAGACAGUGGGAGUGAGUUGAUGUUUGCUAGUGACUCAGCUCUCCAGUUAGGGUAUCAUGGUACUCAAUCUCAUCUAAUAAAGGACAUCUGCCAUUCACUGCCCCAAAAUUAUGGGCUGUUUCCCAGUGAGGAUGAAAGAGAUGUGAUUAUUGGUGUUGGAAGUGUAGGAGGAGAUCUUUUUCAGGAUAUAGAUGACAGGCAGUUUGACAGUGUACUGGAAUGCAGGAGAGGGAAGGGCGAGUACGGAAAGGUCAAGGGAAAAGCUAAUUUUGCAACUGAGAGAGAGAGGCGGGAGCAGCUAAAUGUGAAGUUCAGGACUUUAAGAAUGCUCUUCCCAAAUCCUACCAAGAAUGACAGGGCCUCAAUAGUUGGUGAUGCCAUUGAGUACAUAGAUGAGCUCAAUCGAACGGUGAAGGAGCUGAAGAUCCUGGUGGAACAGAAGAGGCAUGGAAAUAACAGGAGAAAGAUGGUAAAGUUGGAUCAAGAGGCAGCUGGUGAUGGCGAGAGCUCAUCAACGAAGACACUGAGGGAUGAUCUAGACAAUCAGCUCCAUGGAGCCAUAAGGAGCUCAUGGGUUCAGAGAAGAUCAAAGGAAUGCCAUGUUGAUGUCCGCAUAGUGGAUGAUGAAGUAAACAUCAAGCUCACUGAAAAGAAGAAAACCAACUCUCUGCUUCAUGCAGCAAAAGUACUAGAUGAGUUCCAGCUUGAGCUCAUCCAUGUAGUCGGUGGGAUUAUAGGUGAUCACCAUAUAUUCAUGUUCAACACUAAGGUAUCGGAAGGUUCUGCUGUUUAUGCAUGUGCAGUAGCUAAGAGGCUCCUUCAAGCAGUGGAGAUGCAACACCAGGCCAUUGACAUAUUCAACUAAUCUUUAGCAAAAGUACUGAUCAUUCAAGUAAUGUCCUAUAAUGUUUUUCUUUUCAGUUAUGUUGCUGAGAAAACUUAUUUGACCCGGGUUCAGGAGAAUUUAUCUUUAGCAUUAGCUACCUAGAAAAGCUUCUUAGCAAUUUAGCCAUGUCUCUACUUUUCUUCCUGCUGUCCGGUUGUAUCCCUUAACUAGCCUGACUAGAAAUGCUUCGAUGCUUUUAUCUUGUGUAUUUGUCUCAA
Molecule: messenger RNA, 1895 nt
Organism: Oryza brachyantha (malo sina)
Lineage: Eukaryota; Viridiplantae; Streptophyta; Magnoliopsida; Poales; Poaceae
Product: transcription factor EAT1
Exons: 4
Coding region: 259-1656 (465 amino acids)
Biological process (GO): anther wall tapetum development; regulation of DNA-templated transcription
Molecular function (GO): protein dimerization activity
Source: RefSeq, a predicted model, not a curated record